AUGAACAAGUCUGCGACCGCCGAACAAGAGAGCAUUAUUGACAAGCCUCUGGCCCAGCUCGACGACUACCGCCUCUUGGGCGCGUCGGGCCUGCGCGUGUCUCCCCUCUGCCUCGGGGCCAUGACCUUCGGCGCCAACUGGGGGCAAUGGGGCGCAGGGUUCGAGGAAAGCAAGCGCAUGUUCGACUUCUACGUCGAAAAGGGCGGCAACUUCAUUGACACGGCCAACGUCUACACCAACGGCACCAGUGAGCAGUACGUGGGUGAGCUGGUGGCGCCGAUUCGCAGCCAGAUGGUGGUGGCCACCAAGUACAGCAUCAAUCUGCCGCCCUUCCCUGGUCUUCCGCCUUCACCCACGGCCAAGAACGCCAACUACGGCGGCAAUCACCGCAAGGCCCUGGUGCAGGGGCUUGAUGAAUCGCUGAAGCGCAUGAAGCUGGACUACGUCGACGUCCUCUAUGUCCACGCGUGUGACGGCGUGUGGGAUGUAAUUUCGGAUGAGGCGGCGUGCCGUAUCGUGGCGAGCGAGAGCGACGACAUCCUCAAGGCCAGCAUGAAGCUGCGGGACUACGCGUACCUCUUCGGCAGCCAGGACAACAUCUCCGUCAUCAUCGUCAAGUUCAAGUAG
Messenger RNA from Acanthamoeba castellanii str. Neff, 627 nucleotides. Its product is annotated as Aryl-alcohol dehydrogenase (NADP+), putative. Bases 1 to 627 code for a protein of 208 amino acids. The record is from RefSeq and is a predicted model, not a curated record. NCBI's taxonomy places the organism in Eukaryota, Discosea, Longamoebia, Acanthamoebidae. Gene Ontology annotation, cellular component: cytosol. The transcript has 4 exons.